AUGACAUCAUUCAAAUUUCUAUCAUUUGGAUUCACUACGAAUGAGAUCAGCUUUCUGGCAGAGCAGGAAACAAUCACAAUUCUACCCAGGUAUACUAUGAAUGGAACACGAUUGAUUGGGGCAAAAAUGCAAAAUCUAAGAGCAAUGCAAAGACAGGAUGUGCCGAUAUGGCUUGCCUUGAUAUUAAAGUCACAGGAUAAGUGCAAUGUCGUAAUUCCGGACUGGCUUACGGUGAAUUAUCUCAAACAGCGAUAUGAUGAGGAGGUUAAAGAACCCAAUAAAUUCUCAGAGUUACCAUGGCAUUGGCUUCCAAUAUCAAAGAUACUUUUGGAUAAGUGCAGCGAUGAUUUUUUAGAUCACCUGUAUGAGAUUCGAUCGGUUCUACAGGAUCUAAGAGAGGUGCGACAGCUCAAGGCAAGAAAAGGUAUUAAGGAGUUAAAUGACGUCUACUUGCAGUUGGAUGGUCUCAGUCUGAUGGAAAUAAAUGAAAUUAGACCGUUCAUUAUAGAAUCCAUGAAUAAAUUACGCUUAUUGUCCCAAAGUGUAAGGACAGAUCAGCUUGCAGGAGUCGGCGAGGACGAAACACAACAGUCAGUACAAGGCAAGGGAAAUGCCAUAGAUUCUGAAAUAUCAUACGACGAUUCACAAAUAGAUAGGACCACAAACGAAGACUCGAACAGUAAACCAUCAUCUUCAAGAUUUGAUAGAACUACCACUGCUGGUAACGAGAGUGGCAUAUACAGUAGUGCAAAUACGACCAGAAUCGGUGCAACCGAUGAUAGAAUGGACGAUACGGAUGAGAGUGAAGACAGCGAUAUCGAAUAUAGAAUACACUAA
This is a messenger RNA of Brettanomyces bruxellensis, 837 nucleotides long. RefSeq lists its product as uncharacterized. Gene Ontology annotation, biological process: double-strand break repair via break-induced replication; DNA replication. NCBI's taxonomy places the organism in Eukaryota, Fungi, Ascomycota, Pichiomycetes, Pichiales, Pichiaceae. The record is from RefSeq and is a predicted model, not a curated record. Gene Ontology annotation, cellular component: GINS complex; nucleus. The transcript has a single exon. The coding region runs from base 1 to 837 and encodes 278 amino acids.